AAAAGAACACCCAAAUUAAUAUUGUGAUUAAUCAAGUACACUGAACUGAACAGAGUAAACAAAGCUGUUCAGGAACAGCAAUUUCAUGCUCUGAGAUUCUGCUGCCACUGAUUUAAAAAAAAUAAAUUAAAAUUAAAUAAAUCAUACACUAUUUCUCCACAACCCCACUUCCAUUAUUGGCUCAUAUGUGCUUGUGGGAAUGUUUAAUUUGUUGAUAAUGGAAGAAAACAGCUGAGAUUCUUGAAGUUUCUUGAUUUUUUUUGGAGAAAAAAGAGGAGAUGGGUAGAGCGAUCUCAGUUUUAUUGCAGCCUCGAUGGAUUCUGAUCUUUCUUGGGGUUUUACUUGUUAUCUUUCUUGCAUCUUCCAUCUUCCAAAAGGAACAUGAAAUGGUGGACGAGGUGUAUGAAGUUACCCACAGAGUAUUCUUGGAUGUGGAUAUAGAUAAACAACGUGCAGGAAGAAUUGUGAUAGGAUUAUAUGGGCAAGUUGUACCAAAAACUGUUGAGAAUUUCAGGGCGUUGUGCACAGGGGAAAUGGGCAAGACUGCUGAUGGAAUAUCUCUUCACUACAAGGGAAAGCCAUUUCAUCGUAUAAUACCUGGAUUCAUGAUUCAAGGUGGAGAUAUUGUGUCGGCUGAUGGAAGGGGAAACAUUUCCAUUUAUGGUGGUCCCUUUCCUGAUGAGAAUCUCAAGAUAAAGCAUUCUCAUGCAGGUGUUAUAUCCAUGGUGAACUCAGGACCCAACUCCAAUGGCUGUCAGUUCUUUAUACCGACAGUAAAGGCAAGCUGGUUGGACGGGGAGCAUGUGGUGUUUGGCAAGGUUAUUGAAGGUAUGGACACAGUAUAUGCAAUUGAGGGCGGAGCAGGAACUUACAGUGGAAAACCUAGGAAAAAGGUGCUUAUUGCAGAUUCCGGGGAAAUACCUAAGAGCAAGUGGGAUGAGGACAACCAGAGUUCAGCUUCAUAAAUAUCGUCAAAGUUUUGAAGUUACUAACCAGCCCUAUAUACAUUCGACACACGUACUAUUCUCGUGUAUUACAAGCUUAAUUUAUGUGGUGCUAAUUAUGAAGUCCUAUAUUUGAUUCAUUAACCUUACGGAUACGAGUGUUUUUAUACUUAGAACUGGUUGUGAAUAUUUUUGGUUUUGUAGAGGAGCUGAAUUGAACCUAUACGUUUUCUUUACAUUAAAACUGGCAUGCUGGUUUUAUCCAUCAUUGCAUACUGCCAAGUUCCUUGA
Messenger RNA from Solanum stenotomum, 1235 nucleotides. Its product is annotated as peptidyl-prolyl cis-trans isomerase CYP21-1. The coding region runs from base 279 to 965 and encodes 228 amino acids. The transcript is spliced from 7 exons. The record is from RefSeq and is a predicted model, not a curated record. Lineage: Eukaryota; Viridiplantae; Streptophyta; Magnoliopsida; Solanales; Solanaceae. Gene Ontology annotation, cellular component: intracellular membrane-bounded organelle. Gene Ontology annotation, molecular function: peptidyl-prolyl cis-trans isomerase activity. Gene Ontology annotation, biological process: protein peptidyl-prolyl isomerization.